AUGAAAUGUGAUGGUCAGUACUCCGAGUCAGAGUACCAAAGCAUUGAGCGAAAGAAGUCGGAGUUGCGGAAUAAGGUGCAGGAGGCCCAAGCCCGUAUGGCUCAGCGCGCCCAGUGGUAUGCGGGGGAAAUGGCUCGUCUAGCGCAGCAACAAUCCCUGGAGUUGCUUCAGGAGCAGUCUCGUCUAAGUCAGGUGGAGCGCCAACUGGAUAAGUUAACACAAGCUCAGAGCGACAUGACGGUCCGGGCUUGUAUGGUGCUGGAUCGUCUCGACGAGGAGGAGGGGUAUGCGCCGGAUGAACCUGAGCUGCCGAUAGCUCGCGAGUUCGCUUUCGACGAUGGACAGUUGGAUGCUUUGCUGGCGUUGGGAACCACUCAGGGUGAUCCUUCCUUGUUUUCUUUAGAAGCUCCUUCGAAAGGGCUGGCCGUGCUUAACGCGUUUUCUGAGAACUUUCUCGACAUCAUAUUCCUCGGGUGCUAUCUCCUCAUCUAG
Messenger RNA from Cladophialophora bantiana CBS 173.52, 492 nucleotides. RefSeq lists its product as uncharacterized. Bases 1 to 492 code for a protein of 163 amino acids. The record is from RefSeq and is a predicted model, not a curated record. The transcript has 2 exons. Lineage: Eukaryota; Fungi; Ascomycota; Eurotiomycetes; Chaetothyriales; Herpotrichiellaceae.